Diuraphis noxia (Russian wheat aphid) is the source of this 1774-nucleotide messenger RNA. It is a transcript of the gene Alg1, whose product is annotated as ALG1, chitobiosyldiphosphodolichol beta-mannosyltransferase. Gene Ontology annotation, cellular component: endoplasmic reticulum. Gene Ontology annotation, molecular function: mannosyltransferase activity. The record is from RefSeq and is a predicted model, not a curated record. NCBI's taxonomy places the organism in Eukaryota, Metazoa, Arthropoda, Insecta, Hemiptera, Aphididae.
UCGAACCAUAACUCCGAAUUCCUAUGACUAUUUUCUAAAAAUUAUACUUUAACUAAAUUUAUUGUAUUUUAUUGUUCUAUGAACUAUUCAAUUUGAUCGCUGCGAAAUCCCAAAGUUCUGGUUACAAAAUAAAAAAAGACAUUGAAUUUCAUCCGUCAUUGUGGUGUCGAAAUCCUUGGUCUUCGAUUAUCCGUUGUGUGUGAACAUGACGUGACCGUCGUAACCGAUUACAAUUCCGUCAGAAACCGUGAAAAUGGGAAAGAAAAGASUCUGCGUGGUGGUCUUGGGUGACAUAGGUCGUAGCCCUAGAAUGCAGUAUCACGCGCAGUCUUUGAUCCGCCAAGAUUUCGACGUCGACAUUGUUGGGUACACGKACAGCCCGGUGCUGGACGACCUGAAGGAGAACGCCACUAUUAUCGGUGUCCGGAAACCGUUUCCAUUCGACGAAUAUGUUCCUCAAAAAAUAGCAUUCAUGUUUAAAGUUGUAUGGCAAACACUGACGUUAUUUUGGGCCAUAUUGAUGAAACGUAAAUCAGAUAUUGUUAUUGUUCAAAAUCCACCUGCGAUUCCCACACUCGCUGUUUGCUGGUUUUACUGUCUGAUUGUCAAUGCAAAAUUUAUAAUCGACUGGCAUAAUUAUGCAUACUCAGUACUUGGCCUCACUUUGGGUCCUGAUGCACCUCUGGUAAAACUUUCCUUAUUGUACGAACGUACUUUUGGCAGACUGGCUGAUUUCAAUUUAUGUGUUACCAAAGCCAUGAAAGAUGACCUGCAUAAAAAAUGGAAUAUUGAAGCUACGACCUUGUAUGAUCGUCCGGGACCACAGUUUAAAACAAUUACAUUAUCUGAAAAACAUGAUUUACUAGAAAAAAUGAAUUUAAACAAUUUCACUGAGUUAUCAGAAACUGGAGUGGUACGAUUAAAAUCCGACCGCCCUAGUCUACUUGUGUCUAGUACUAGCUGGACCCCAGAUGAAGAUUUUUCAAUUCUAUUAAAAGCUCUCCAAAAAUACGAUGAAAGUGAUGAUAUCUACCCAAAACUCAUUUGUGUUAUCACCGGGCGAGGCCCAUUAAAGAGUCACUAUCAACAUAAAAUUUCAAAAUUGAAAUGGAAAAAAGUUUCAAUCAAUACACCAUGGCUUGAAAAUAGUGACUAUCCUCUUCUUUUAGCGUGCGCUGAUCUUGGUGUGUGCUUACAUGCCUCCUCCAGUGGUUUAGACUUGCCUAUGAAAGUGAUUGAUAUGUAUGGUGUUGGUUUACCUGUCUGUGCAUAUGAUUUUAAGUGCUUAAAUGAAUUAGUUCGACACAACGAAAAUGGUCUCGUAUUCUCGAAUGAAAAUCAACUUGCAUUGCACAUUAUGACAUGGUUUAAAAACUUCCCUUCAGAGAUCUGUGAGAAACAAAGUAAAUUUUGUAAGGAAAUUGAUAAAUUUCGAGCUGUAGAUUGGCAUACAAAUUGGAUGAAAAAUGCGUAUCCAAUUUUUUCGAACCACAAUAUAUAGUUUCCAUUUUUUUUAGAGGGGAGGGGGUAUAUUAAAAAAACCGUACAUUUUGAUUCCUUUAAAUACUUUAAAAUUGUAGAUAUGAUUAUAUGUAUAGCUAAUUUCAUUCAUGCAUUCAUAUAAAAAAACCGUACAUUUUGAUUCCUUUAAAUACUUUAAAAUUGUAGAUAUGUUUAUAUAACUAAUUUCAUUCAUGCAUUCAUACAAUAAAUUGGUUUAAAAAUAAAUAUUUUUCUCUCCAAAUUAGCAUUUCUAAAAACACAAUUUUCAAUC